CUUCCUUCCAGUGCCGAUGAGCGCUUUGACGCAACGUUCCAUACCAAUGUUUUGGUGAACUCUUCAGGAUACUGUCAGUACCUCCCGCCAGGGAUCUUCAAGAGCUCUUGCGAAAUCGACGUGCGCUGGUUCCCCUUUGAUGUCCAGAAGUGCAAAUUAAAAUUUGGCUCCUGGACUUACGGCGGGUGGUCUUUGGAUCUGCAAAUGCAAGAGGCGGACACAUCGGGAUAUAUUUCAAACGGCGAAUGGGAUUUAGUAGGAGUCCCCGGGAAAAGGACAGAAUCGUUCUACGAUUGCUGCAAAGAGCCUUACCCAGACGUGACUUUUACAGUGACGAUGCGACGGAGGACUCUGUACUACGGACUCAACCUCCUGAUUCCGUGCGUUCUGAUCUCUGCUUUGGCUCUUCUGGUUUUCCUGCUCCCGGCAGAUUCAGGGGAGAAAAUCUCAUUAGGGAUAACAGUUUUAUUGUCCCUCACCGUUUUCAUGCUCCUGGUGGCGGAAAUUAUGCCAGCCACUUCAGAUUCAGUGCCGUUAAUAGCCCAAUAUUUUGCCAGCACCAUGAUUAUCGUCGGCCUUUCUGUUGUCGUCACCGUGAUCGUCCUACAGUAUCACCACCACGAUCCAGACGGAGGGAAGAUGCCAAAAUGGACCAGAAUCAUCCUUCUCAACUGGUGUGCCUGGUUCCUCCGGAUGAAAAGACCCGGGGAGGAUAAAGUGCGACCGGCUUGCCAGCACAAACGGCGGUGUAGCCUAUCAAGUGUUGAGAUGAACACCGUGAGCGGACAGCAAUCCAGUAAUGGGAACAUGCUCUACAUUGGAUUUCGAGGGCUUGAAGGGGUCCAUUGCACCCCGACCACUGAUUCUGGAGUGAUCUGUGGGAGAAUGACUUGUUCUACCACAGAUGAGGACAACCUUCUUCACAGCGGACAUCCGUCAGAAACCGACCCGGAUCUGGCCAAGAUCCUGGAGGAGGUCCGCUACAUCGCCAAUCGCUUCCGAGACCAGGACGAGGCAGAAGCCAUUUGUAACGAGUGGAAAUUUGCCGCUUCUGUGGUGGACCGCCUCUGCCUGAUGGCCUUCUCGGUCUUCACGAUCAUUUGUACGAUCGGCAUUUUAAUGUCUGCACCCAAUUUUGUAGAGGCCGUUUCUAAAGAUUUCGCUUGAUCUGCACUCCUGGGCUUGCAAAAUGUCAGUGCUCAAAGAAAAAAAGAAUAGGUUACCUAGCAAUAGCAUAUACAGGGCACUUUGCAUAUACGAGAGGCAACAUUUUCUGGGGUGUGGUAUUACAAAAGGACAGUAUAACAAAAAAUAGCCCUAACAGUUGCCUGGGCUGUGUGUAGAGUCCAACAAUCUUUUAUGCACCCACCAGAUUUGGUGUCCAGAAUAAAUUCUUUAAAUUAAGUC
Messenger RNA from Heteronotia binoei (common prickly gecko), 1407 nucleotides. RefSeq names its product neuronal acetylcholine receptor subunit alpha-7-like. Gene Ontology annotation, biological process: monoatomic ion transmembrane transport; signal transduction; chemical synaptic transmission. The record is from RefSeq and is a predicted model, not a curated record. Lineage: Eukaryota; Metazoa; Chordata; Lepidosauria; Squamata; Gekkonidae. The transcript has 6 exons. The coding region runs from base 205 to 1167 and encodes 320 amino acids. Gene Ontology annotation, cellular component: synapse; membrane; neuron projection. Gene Ontology annotation, molecular function: extracellular ligand-gated monoatomic ion channel activity; neurotransmitter receptor activity; transmembrane signaling receptor activity.